Messenger RNA from Dermacentor silvarum, 11068 nucleotides. Its product is annotated as tigger transposable element-derived protein 6. Lineage: Eukaryota; Metazoa; Arthropoda; Arachnida; Ixodida; Ixodidae. The record is from RefSeq and is a predicted model, not a curated record. The transcript has a single exon. Gene Ontology annotation, cellular component: nucleus. The coding region runs from base 348 to 2018 and encodes 556 amino acids. Gene Ontology annotation, molecular function: DNA binding.
AAACCUGGAUGCAGUUGAUUGCGUAAUUAUUGUAGUCGUUGGUUGAAUAAACCUGGAUGCAGUUCAUGCCUGAGAGUUUGUAUUCAAUGAUUAAAUGCGGUAAGUAGUGUCCGAAUCACGGUGUGGUCCGAAUUCACACCUCCUAGAGUGGCGUCCUCUGAAUUUAAAUGCAGGUAAGCAAGCAAGCAAGUAAGUAAGUACUGACUUACUUACUUACUUAAAGCUUACGCUUUUGCUGGUUGAAGGCGCCGGGUAAGAUUUAGGUAGCCGGAAAUACAUCAUAAACGUCGAGUUUCGGCGUACCGCAACUGCUGUUAGUUGAGUUUCGGUUUCGAUUGUUAUAAACGAUGGCUAGCAGGAGAAGUCUGAGCCAAUCCAAAAGCGACCAACCAACCAAUCGAUACGACUGCCACAAGAUGGCGACACCGUCUCUGCAAAACAUUAGCAGGGAAACAAGCAGCAUAAAAAGUAACAGCAACAGCAGCGCAACAACAACGACAAGUAGGAGACAAAAGACAGCAGCGGGAAUGCUAACGAUAGAUGACAAGGCGCAGGCUUGUGACCCGCUGAACAAAGGUACGUUGAAAAAGCAAGGAGCCGAUGCGUACGCUGUGCAUUCGACCGGAAUCGUCAAGAUGAUGCGCAAACGAAGUAGCGAACCUGUCGAAUUCUGUGCGGAUGCGGGCUUCGGUGGCUGCGGUAGCGGCAGCGGCGUGGUCGCCAAACGCAAGUUUACGGCCCACUUGAAGUUUGCAGACAUUGACGCUGCCAUGCUUCAGUGGGUUUUGGAGAAGACCUCCGAAAAGGUUCCGCUCUCUGACAGUGCCAUACAGGCGAAAGCCAAACAACUUGCACAGGUCCUGGGCACUACGGACUUCAAAGCGUCCAAUGGCUGGCUGUACAAGUUCAAGGAGAGGCACGGUUUCGCGCUCAAGAGCGGUUCCAAGGAGGAGGGAAGUCGCAGCACGCUUGAGGACAUGGGUGCAGGAGUCUGCGGUCUGGGGAACUAUCACCACGCGCUUCUCGACCACGAUCCGGUCCGUGUCUACAGCUGCUGCGAAACGUCCAUACUUUACAAAAGAGCGCCAUUCGGCAACGGCUGCGAACCAAGCCCCGAGAGCUGUUCGCCGGACGACCGACUGACAGUGCUGCUGUGCUGCAACGCCAGUGGCACCCACAAGAUCAAGCCUCUGGUUAUCAACAGCCAGCGUGAGACUCAGGAGGUGCGUGAGAACAUGCCCAAGUUGCCUGUUACGUAUGCCUGGCAGCGGUCAUCGUUUAUGACGAGCAACAUCUUCCAGCAGUGGCUCUGGGAGUUCGAGAAGCAGGUCGAACACAACUCGGUGCUUAUCCUUGAUACGUGCCCUGCUCACGUGAGCGUCCAGUCAGACCGCGUCAAGCUGCUGUACGUGCAGUCCAAUAUGCGCGAGCUGCAGCCUCUGUACGGAGGCGUCCUGAAUGUUUUCAAAUGCAAGUACAGGGCUGACCUGGUGGUUCACUAUCUCAAUUUCCCCGACCUGAGCAAUCGCAUCUCCAUUCUGGAUGCCCUGCUCUUGCUGGGUGAGGCCUGGAGCCACGUACCGCGCGAGACCAUCGUCAAUUGCUGGGUGCGCUCGCAGCUGCUGCCAGUUCGCAUGUGUGCUGGUCGCUCGCAUAAUGGCGAUAGUGACCCCAUGGACCAGCUGUGCUCGUCACUUAUGAAGGUGCGCCCCGACAUCACGCGCAAGGACGUUGAAGACUACUUGCACUGCGAUGACUCAUGCUCCACAACAUACAGUUUCAGCGAGGAGGCCAUUGAAUGCGCAAAGCCAGGCAUCACCGAGGCACCUCCCCACUCCCAGUAUCAGCAUGGUGGCUGUCCUACCAACCUACGUCCUGGUGAAAUACUGGGUAUGCUUGACAAAAUGGAGCAUUUCUUCACCCACCAGGCGCUGACCAGUACUACUGACUUGCUGGCCAUUCACAGCCUUCGAAGCAAAACUAUACAGAUAGCCAGCAAUGACUUUCAGAUCGAGUGAUUCACCGUCUUCCUUCUUCCUUCCUUUCUGGUAUAGCCAGCUUGGUUUUUUCGAUGAGGUAGCUGAAAUUGUAUAGAAUGGUCUGUGCCAGGUCCCCUUGGCACUUAGCAUUUCUCAAUAGCCCACUGAAAGUCACCUGUACUUGCUGAUGCACAUAGGUGGCACUUAGCAUUAAUUGUGCAGAUGGCUUGCAUGUGACUUCACACAAACCAUACUGGUAGACCAUGUGGCAUCACUACUAGGCUGGAUAUAAUGUGCUGCUUGUUGUGAUGCCAGUGCUCUUUCAAUGUGGCAGCUGUGACGUCAGUACAAGUGAUCUGUUGUCACUCCUGUUGACUACUUAGGCAAGGAGGCGCCCUGUGCCAACCAGGGAGCCUGUGUUCAAUAUAGUCAGGGUAGCGUCAAUACCUGAUUUAUAUUGCAUAGUAAAUAUGCAACUAUAGAUUAUCUAAGCCUCAUCAUGAGCUUGUUCCUUCAAGGGGCACCGAAGCCAUUGAAAACUGCACUCAGUCGACACAAUCGCAUAUUAACUCCAUCCAACUGUAAAAUGCUGUGAAAGCAAAAAAUGUUCUAGCAACUGAAAGAAGGAAGCAGUAGUGGCAGGAUUUGAUAUUUGUUGUUUCCAUAAAUGAACAUUUAAUGUGUUUGCUUUUUCAGUGGUCAUGUCUUGGCAAGUUAGACCAUGGAGGCUAUGCAAUGCAUGAAAAAGGAAUUGCACUACAAUGCUUUAAUAACUUCAACGGGUACAGGCACUAAUGUUCUAUGCCUCACUCCAGUCUUGCAUGUUCGGUGCGCUUAGUCACCUACUCUAAACAAAGAUCACAGUGUGAGAACUUUUUGCAGCCGCAUACAUCCAGCAAGCCUACCACUAAGAGUAAUUCACUACUGUUCACUCAGCUAUUAAUAUUUCUGGUAUGAACUUUUGUAUGGGCAAAUUUCACAUGACGUCGUGGGCCCUAUAGUGGUGGUGCCCAAGCCUUGACUUCUACAGUGUUUCCUGAGGUUAGUAAAAGCAGCUCGCUUUUUUUUUGCUCAUGGUUUGCAAGCUAGGCUACCAUGUGCAGCAUCUGUUAUUCUGCUUGUGCCAACAGCUAGCUGCACAAAAUGUUGUGAAUAAGUUAAUUUUACUGUUGCUACUAUGAGCACUUCUUUGGUGGCACCAAGUAAACAGAGCCACAGUUUUAUUGAAUUCCACAUAACAGUUGCGAGUCUCUCAUAAGUAAAGAAAUUGGCAUCGGGCUCCCAUGUAUUGUGUUCCCACUCAAUACGAUGUCGUCCCAUUGUGGUCCUGCAUCUUAUGUUCCCUUUUGAGGAGGGCACUGACCUAAAUUAAUACCCCAGUCACACGGGCGUGCCAAAGGUCCUUUAAAGUUAAGAAGCAUAGAGCUUUCAAAGGAACAUUAGUUCAAGGGAUAUGUGUCAGUGCUACACGGUCUCCGUUUAAGCUUUUAACAGAAACUGCAACGUAUCCUUAGCGCUGCCGUCGCCUCAAAAGUAAUAAAGAAUAUGGGCCCGAAUGCGUCUUAUAAUAAAUUUAUGCAGUAUUUUUUCUGCGAUAUUUACUUUUUCUAUUACAUUGAAACAUCAAAACAAAAUGUACGCAUAGUAAGGUCAUUACUUUACCAAAUACUGGAGGUAUUUAUUGUAAUGUGUUGCCGCUGAUGGCAGGUCGUGCCGACGCUGCUGUACCGGCGAGUUCAUGAUAGAGAUUGCGGGUGUCCCAAAAAUGUUUAGGAUUUUAUUACUAGUAUUUAGUACUUAGAAGCUUGUUCUAAACAGGUCAAAAUUAAACUUCCAUAUUUAUAAACAUUGUUAUUUCUGCUAUCGGACACCCUCUAUGCUCGAGAGUAUUCCCUUGAGAUUUGAAAGGACGAAUGCGGCCUCCUUUGGACUCAAAGCUCCCUUCCAGAAGUCCUCCUUUGGUGCACUCGUGUGACGGCUCGCAAUCUCCCUUGAAGUAAAGGAUCUUUGGUUCAAAGGUCUUUGAAAGUGCCCGUGUGACUGGGGUAUGAGAAGCGUGCACAGUUUACUACACAAAUGCAUAGGGGGUUUUGUUGGGUCAAAAGAGACACAUGUACAAGCUUCCCUGUGGCAUGCUGGCUUGUGGCAUCGUCACAUUACCAUCAAGGAUAAUGAUGACCAUCAUAGCUCUCAAAGCAUGUAAAGCGUCGGAGCACAUGACUGUCAGCUAUCAUAAUGGGGGCAAUGUAUACAAGAUAAUGUCUUCGCAACACUGUGAAUCCUAGAAUUUUUUUUAAAGCCUAGAACGUCUUUUAUGAACUAAAUUAUUUUUAAAGUAAAAGUGCACUGCUUUAAAUCAUUUUGACGGUUACCUUGUUGUUACAUUUUAUUGACCAUUACUUCUUUUUCGUGGUCAUCUGAAGGAUAUAGUGAGGCUCUCUUUUACUAAAGUCAGUGGGGUGAGGCGCUGGCUCCAUUGUGAAUAGGCUGUUGGAGUCUGUAUAGGUGCAUGAAGAAAUGGUGUUAAAUGUCCUUUCUUUUUCACACGAUUGUAGAUUAAGAAAACAUUCGCCACAAGAUGAACUCUGUUUAUUUAUUUUUUUUUUUUUUUCAAGGAUGAGGGCCUAGCUGGUGCCUGUACCCCUUCAGUAUGUUAACUCCGGGUAUUUUGCCAAGACCAUUGUUGGGAAGUGUUCUGUAUGAGUGAAUAACGCAGUAGGCAGUCAUUUAGUGUGCCUAAGCUAUAUACACAUUGUACCGAGUAUGCUCUUAAAAAGCAUGCAGCAGUCAGUCACUCAUUUGAAUGUUAAUCUCAACACCCUUAAUCCUUUUUCCAAAUUUUAAUUCAUUAUUCUGAGUGAAUAACGCAGUAGGCAGUCAUUUAGUGUGCCUAAGCUAUAUACACAUUGUACCGAGUAUGCUUUUAAAAAGCAUGCAGCAGUCAGUCACUCAUUUGAAUGUUAAUCUCAACACCCUUAAUCCUUUUUCCAAAUUUUAAUUCAUUAUUCUUGUCUUUGUUGCCCUUCUUAAUUUAACACUGACUCUUAACGUCAUUCCAAAUGUUGAGUAUUGUAUUUAGGAAGUAGAAAAGCAGCUGUUCAAGGCAUUUGCACAUCAUUUUCUUUAAUAUUUUUAAUGAGCAUUUCAGCCAGGUAUCAAUGCCAGGACCAUGCCACUAAGUAUUAUUUUUGUAGUCCCUGUUUUAAGUUCCUAUUGUUUACACCAUUGAGUUGUCACUCAUAUAAGCAUAUGCAUUUUACAUUCAUAUUGUCUAUUCCCUUCCCUAUCCAUUUUGUAUGUGUUCCUAUGUAUAUUUGAAAUAUGACUAGUGUGCACAUUUUGUGCUUUUGUGGCAUUAUACAAUGUUCCUCAUUUUACUGUGGUUUUAAGAUGUGCAGUCAUGUUCUUCAUUGUUCUGAUGAACAUCUUUUUUUGUUUAACCACUUUUUUCAUGUGUGAAUGAUUAUUUUAAAUGUUUAAAAUUACUUUCACUGUUUAAAGCUUACAACUCUCAGAACAAGAAUGCAUAUUGCAGAUUGCAAGACUGCUUAAUGAUAGUGUAACAGGAUGCUAUGAUUGCUUCUUCACGUGUCUGCGAGAGAUAGACUACUGGCAGGCACGACGUAACAAAGCAUAUUCCUUCGAAACUGUAUAUAAUAUAAUGUCCUAAAUAUCAAAUCUAUGCAGGAACACAGACAACAUUGUAGCAUUACCAGGCAGCAAUGCAUAAGCGAGAAGUCAAGCGAAAGUGUCAUGCCAGUGGCAUCUUAUGUGCUUGCAGUUUUUAAUACAGGAUUUACAGCAUUUAGAAAGUAGUUAUCUAUGCAGUUUUAUGUGUUGUUUUGACCCACACAAAUUUACAAGAUCUGUGGGUACAACCUACUAUGCUGAGCUACACUGAACAUCGAAAGAAACAUUGAACCUGUUUAAUGCUCUCACAUCGUGCAACAACACAUGCUAGUUUUUUAGAGUAGUUUUUUGCAGCAGGCACACCUAGUGCCUCUAAAGGACUGUCCAGAAUCGCGACUUGCACAUAUCAUUGUAUCAGUGACAAGGUUUACCCCUUUUCUUUUUGCGGGAACAUAUCACAGAUAUGACUAAAUUUGAGCUCAGUGUGCUUACAUGGAUGAAAGAAUGCUUGUUGCAUCUAUUCUACUAAUCGCUGUCCUGCAUUUUAAUCCUUGUGGUGACAUAUACUGUACUUGAAAUCUUAUGCACAAAUCGGUUCCAUUUCCUUUGUACAAAGUGAAAAUUUUCUAGCUGUGUGCUGGAUCACCCAGUGACCAGGCAGCAGCUAGGGUGCACAUGAUGCCUUGUGAAAAGACGUGAACCAGAUGUUCUGGCUUUCUUUAGCAGUCAUGUCUGCAUUCACAGGCCAUCUUUUUCAUAUUGCAUUUUUGUGUUACAUGCUUGUAGUGUUUCAAGUGCAUCAAAAAUUUUACUAUUGUUCACUUGGAGGUCACACAAUGUUUUUGGUCGUGUCAUAGCUGUCACAAUUUUUUUCCCGCUCUUGUCGUCUGUGGUUAUUCUGUCUGAGCAUUGAUUUCAAGCAGGAAUACUUUCCUGUAGAAGCUUUUUUUUUUUUUUUAAUGGGAAUCAUUGUGCAUUAUGCAUUGUUUGGAGUAUGGUGCAAAAACAGUCACAUGUUUUGUCUCCUUAUGUGAGCAUUUCUUCAUUUUGAAUCUGCUCAUUGUUACUUGGUCGCUGCUACCAAAGAAGUGGUUACACACUACCGGGGCACGAAUGGGCAUACCCUUUAACUUUACACCAAAACUUUUUAACACAUGUUGUAUUCAUGCGUAUUUUGCAUUGUUGAUUUAGCACAUCACUUGAAAGAUUGCAAAAUUUUGUUUGCCGCGAGACGUGUUCAAUGCAUACUUGUGCCGUGUUGUUUGUACAAAAAAAUGUGUGGCUACAUUACAUGCCAAGCAUGUAUUUGCAAAUGCGGAGCCAAAUCAAAACCUUGUCUGAACACUGUAGAUGUGCAGACCUUAUGCUUUCCUGUUGAGUUGUACUUUUGGUGGGUAGUACAGUCAAACAUUGUUGUCAGGUGCAAAGAAAGAAAAUGACUUGUGGUUGAUAGAUAAUCCCUCUGCUCCAAGUUUUUGUUUACUCAAUUUUCUUUGCAACACUCUUCGUAGCUCAGAAAGCACAGGAGCACUGCUUGUUAAAUUUGCGUACAUAAUUAUUGAUAGACAAUAUAAAAUUAUCUGAAUGCUGAAUUGGAGCCUUAGUCUUAAGCUGUUGAGCUGUUAUUUGCUGAUGGACAUUUAGAUUUAGUAUAUUUUUGUUGUGCACUGCACUUGUAACAGCGAGUAAAAUAUAUUUUUGAACAGAAACACGAAGCUGAAAGUCAGACCAGGUAGUGAUGUGCAUGCAGUUGCAUCCCUGUAAUUAUCCCUGUAAGUUGCAUCCCUGCAAUGUUUAUUAGAACAUUGCCUGUGUUUUGGAGGACAACAGUUCGAAGGCUAUUUUUACCAUCUGAAUGCACUCAACAUGUACUGAUAUACGCCUUUACUUAACAUGCACUAAAAAUGUGAAGAAAUAAAGGUACGUUUAGUCGAGAUAUCUUUUAUACUGCAAACCUUUAGUUCAGUAUGUCAGCAGAUGAUGUGACAGGAACGAAGUUUACUCUCACCACUGAUGUAAUCGAACAAUAGCAUCACAUUUUACUUUUGAUAAAGUAGCCUCUAUGGUAACAUGUGAAAGUUGAUGUACAUUCCAAAAGGUGCACUCCCAGCCGCACCGACAGCUAGCCGUUUCUGAACUUGACAUGAGUUGUAUAUUGUUGAGAAGCAGUCCCAGCUUCCUGCCCCCCCAUUUUUUUUUUUUUUUUUUUUUCGCUUUGGCCUUCUUGUCAUACCCCUAGUAGCUGCUCAUUUACGCAGCACAACAAAGACGAAUCAAAGUUCUGAGCUUUGGAUAAAAACCUCUGGCCUUAGCACGAUAAGCAAGCGUUCUGCCAGUAGAGUUGCUGUGGAUUAUAGUGUGCAUGUGAGACAAUGCAGCUAUCUUGUAAUGCUGUAUUUGCAGAAAGUAAUGAGUAAGCAAUUGCUUUAGAAAGCUUGUACUUUGAUGUGGUAGGUGAGAGUGGUUUGUUAGAAGUCGACAUAGCUAGUAAGUGUAGAAGGGACAUUUAGCAGCUGGAAAAUGUGUGCCAAAUUGUUUCGUGGCGUUUGAGUACAACUUACCAUUCCUAGCCCUGCAUGUUUUAUGCAGAUUGUACUGUACAUAGCAGUCAUUGCCUACUGUAGUUUGUGAAGCUUAUAUUAUUCUAUGCAUAGCCAUGGUCUCUGUCACAUGCGUGUUAGUUUUGUUUGCCAUGUGCAUCGUUUACUGGCCUGCUUGUCAGAAACCUUGAUCAAGCAGUCACACAGUCUGCCCUUGUCCUCUGUUUCGGUCUGCAUUGCUGUGCUUUUUCCACACUAGAGAAGAAAUGCUUUGUUCAAGUGCAUUCAUUGCAUGCAGUAUUUUGUUUUAUGUGCAUUUUGAUCUAUUUAUAACUUGUGCAUUAAUAAUAUUGAUGCUGGCUUGAGCAAAAAAAGAAAGAAACCUUUGCUUAACCCCACAAAGCCCAACAUAUCAUUGUUAAUAUGCCGAGAUUGAUACCUCAAUUUUCUGAUUUACGUGAGGGAAACUUACUGCAAAGCCUGUAGUUGCAUUUUUGAUACGGUGGAGCAAGGUCUUAGUUGUGCAUAGCCAUCAAAUUAUUUGCAAGGAAUUAUUCUAAUUUUUAACUGAAAUACUGCUUUAUACGAAUGUACUCUUCAUGGCCAGAAAUACUAAUGAACACAUGCUAAUUUUCUUUAGUGUAGAAUGGUGUUUGGCCUUUCUGGGAUUAAGCUUUUGGAACUCCUAUGCUUUGCAAGUCAGCGAAGUGUGGUUACAGAACAAAACUGCUUAUAUAUAAAAUGCACUUCAUUAACAUUUAAGUGUUGUUUGUAAUAGCAAGAAAUGAGCCGCCAAUCAAAUGUUUUUGAGCUAUUUUUGUUUACUGAUGUUUAUUUGCUGCAUAUUUAGUCUUCAUAGUUGGUUGUCAUCUAGGCAGCCUUGUAUGGAGAACGAAGUGCUAGUUCUUGUCAGUAGCUGUUGAGCUUGAGUGAUAGACUGAUAGCUACGGUGAACCCACAAAGACCUGCCUGUUGAUGCUGGGCAUCAACACAACGUAUGCAAUUUAGCAUUUUUUAAUAAAAGCCAUUUCAUGCAACAGCUGUAUGCAAACAGAACAGAAGGAACUGCUGCUUUGUUUGUGUUGCUGAGGCAGCAGCUUGGUAAAUAAGUUGCCACACACACAGAGAAAAUGUUGGUGUUUCAGAGAUUUGGUAUGCUAAGCAAUACAUCUUUACCACUGCUGAAUAUAUGAAGGCUUCAUGCAAAUGUAACAGUUCAUUGUGCUUAUACCUCUGUUCAAAAUUAAACAUACUUUUUUAAAACUACUCUCGGGCAAUAGGUAAAGGGUCAUACACUCUUGGGAGAAACAUCAGAUUAGUGUGCACUUCUUCAUGUCAAAUUUAGGUGUUUAUGGACACUUGAAUGUUUUUACAAGACGUUUUCACUAAUGUCCCUUUACUGCUUGCAAAAUAAUUUUUGUAAAUGUUUUAUUUACUUGUGGGGACGGUGCAACUUGUCAAAUGUUUCCCAUUGUUUCUGGCUUUGUGGCAUUAUUCAGGCACUCUUUAAAAAAAAAACUGAAUUUUUAUUAAUAAUGAUUCGUCAAUGUAAUUUGUACCCUCUGUUCUGCAUGUAUCUUUUGCAUCAUAAUAGUAAUUUUGCAACAUAAUGCUUAUUCUUACUGAUACAUUUUAUUAUAAUAUUACUGUGAUUAUUUGCCUACAAAUAUGUUUCUGCAGAAUACUUCUAAGCUAGGCUAGUUGGUUUAUGAUGAACAUAGUAAACAUCGUAAGCGAUGGGACAAGUGAGAGAGAGAGGUGUGGGAAUUAUGCCAUGUUUCUAAUCUUUUUUUCUCCAAGUUGGUAGAAGUGUCAUUUAAAACUUCUGUUUAAGAUUAGAACAAGCCAGAUACAGAAGUUCUUGAAAGCUGCAUAUGUGCUUCAAAAGAGCACAGAUACCAUUCAAGACCUUGCCUGCUCAACUAUGCACACAGCCUUUGCUGGGAAGCUGGUAACAUGCUUGCACAGCCAGCAAAUAACUGCAAGAAAUAUGCGAUAGAAGUUCACUGAUAAGUUCCUCACUAGUGAGCUUUCUUGGCUGCACUGUCACUGAAAAGCCUAGCUCCUGUGAAACAUUAGACAAAUUGUAUUACCACUAGUUUGGUCAUAGUAAAACAUUUAGUGGCCUUUAACAUACAAAUAUUCAAGACGAGAGUCGUUCCGCGACUCAAUUUUGACAGCAUACAAAUCUUCUUCUUUGCUAGUUUUUUCUUUUUUUCCUUGCACUAUUUAUUACUUGUAAGGUGGUUCAUGUUUAUCACUAUGCAGCACCAACUGUACAUGAAGAACACGUAGCAUUACAAUGUAGCAAAGUUAAUGUAAAUGGCCCCUUCUCAAGUGCAAGCACCUUUGUACCCCCCAUUUUUACUGUGGUUCAGCUGAAGGAAAAAAAGAGAGGUUCGUUAACCACAGUGUUAGCUGAUGCCUGUGCACUCUCUUCUGGUGCAUCCUUUGCUGGGGGCACUAGCUGAAUCAUCGGCAAGCAUUCAUGCAUCUAUUUUCAGAACCCCAGCUGUGACCAACAUACUUCACAGCCUCGAGUUUCCACAGGUGCGAGUUUCCCAGUGCACUCCUAAUUAAAGCAUCUGUCCACUUUGUGCCUAGCCUGUGUUGUGCUUUUUGUUUUUAUAUGAACACAUGAGAAACUUGCACCUUCUUAUCAGGCAAGGAAAAGCUCACCCAUUUUGAUAUAAUUAUGUAAAUGGCUAAGGGAUUAUCAAAGCAUUUACAACCUACAAGUGAAUGAAAAGCAUCCUAUGGUCUUAUGUUUAUUUUUGUGUUUUAUUCUUUUUAUGUAGCAAACGUUGGCACCAACCCUACUUACUUGCGCCGUUGUAUGCAAUAUUGUUGGCUUACUGCGACUUCUUUGUAAUCGGUGCGUGUUAUGUCCAGUGGCAAAAAUAAAGGCGCUGAAAGACA